Molecule: messenger RNA, 849 nt
Organism: Cajanus cajan (pigeon pea)
Lineage: Eukaryota; Viridiplantae; Streptophyta; Magnoliopsida; Fabales; Fabaceae
Source: RefSeq, a predicted model, not a curated record
AUGGCCUUGGUUGAGAAGAUGAAGACCGUUGAGAGAUUAGAAGGUAGUCGUGGUAGCAAAGCUGCUAAGACUCAGGAGACUCAGGAGGGACCAUCUAGGUCCAAGAGAACUAGUAAAUUGGAGGAGACUCUGAACCAGUUCAUGCAGGUAUCUAUGAACAACCAGAAAAACACUGAAGCUUCCAUCAAGAAUUUGGAGGUGCAGGUGGGUCAGCUAGCUAAACAAUUAGCUGACAUGUCUAAAGGCCCAUUUUCAUCCAACACCAAGACCAACCCCAAGGAGUAUUUCCAAGCCAUAACAACAAGAAGUGGGAAGGUAGUUGGUAGUGAUAUUGGGGUGAGUGGUGACAAUGAGGGUGCUGAUAAUAAGGAAGAAAAUAGUAAACUAAAGGCGGUUGAGGAGGAGAUUGAGAAGAAUGAGGGAGAAAGCAAUAAAAAUGAGGGUGUAGAUAACUUACCUUACCCUCAUGCUCCUUCCAAGAAAGAAAAAGAAAGGCAGUUCCUGAGAUUUCUGGAUAUCAUUAAGAAGCUUCAGAUAAAUAUUCCCUUCACUGAAGCCAUGGAACAAAUGCCCACUUAUGCUCGAUUCAUGAAGGAAUUAUUAACUAAGAAGAGAAUAAUUCUUGAAGAAGAGACUGUGGAGCUUGAGGCAAGAUGCAGUGCUACUAUACAGAAGUCUCUACCUCAGAAGUCCAGAGAUCCAGGCAGUUUCACUCUCCCUGUAUCAAUCGGUAAUCUAUCAGUGGGUAAGGCACUCUUAGACCUUGGAGCUAGUAUUAACUUGAUGCCUUUAUCCAUGCUGAAGAAGAUAGGAGAAGUGGAAGUGAGACCUACAAGAAUGACCUUGUAG